This is a messenger RNA of Closterium sp. Yama58-4, 3225 nucleotides long. The record is from the annotation of a GenBank genome assembly. NCBI's taxonomy places the organism in Eukaryota, Viridiplantae, Streptophyta, Zygnematophyceae, Desmidiales, Closteriaceae.
AUGGUAUUUCACCUUUGUAAUUCCCAAAACACCCCUUUACUGCUGGUCGCUGUGCGCAUCAGAUUCGCGCCGACCUCUGGCGGAUUCGUCUUCUUCGUAAUCCCCAUUCGCGCCCUUCACGGUUUCCCUUUUCCCAAUUGCGUUGUUCCUCCUCACGUCGCCACGCCAUCACCCACUCUUCCCCCUCCAGUCAGUCACUCCAUCAUACCGCCACUCCCUCUUCCCCCUAAUUCAUCCGCGGAAUCCAUCGCCCCACAUGCUAAUGCCGUUACCGCGGCCCACGGGGAGGAGAGAGGGGGGGAAGGUUGGAGGGUGCACAAGGGCGGCGCGAACAUGGCGACGGGGUGCCAAGGGGGAGGGAAAUAUUGGGGGGAGGAUAAAUCUGGGGGAAGCGACGGGAAGGCGGCCGGCGGGGCGAGCAAAGAGGAGGGCGAGGCGGGCGCGAACACGUCACAGGCGGCGGACCAAGUGCGCGCGUACAGGCGACACCUGGAGCAAAUGCAGGAGAACGAGAAGCUGCUCUACGCCGAGAUUGACGAGUUGCGCGCGGCUCUUAGCGCGGAAAGAGAGGUGGCGCGCGCGACGGAGCGAGUGGCGGAGGCGGAAUGCUGGCGGAGGUUGGAAGUGGAGCGGGGGCGCGCGGCUUUGGCGCGGGAGGUAGAGCGGCUGCAGGAAGAGUUAGCAGAUGCGCUUGAACAGGCGGAAUGCGCGGGGGAAGUAGACGGCGACGCGCGAGAAGGCGGACGGGCUGAGCGGGUGAGCGAGGCGGAGCGGCAGGCGCGGGAGGAGGUAGCGGAGUUGGAGGAGCAGAUCGAGCAGGUGUGCGAGUCAGCGGCGCAGCGCGAGCAGCAGUUCCGCGGGCUGCUGAGCGACAUGGAGGAGGAGCUGAGCGCGGCGCAGGCCAUGGCCAUGGUGGCCAUGGAGCGCGAGGAGCGCGCGAACGAGGCGCUGCGGACGCUGCGGCAGGUGAACGACCAGCUCAUGCAGCGCCUGCUGCAGCAGGGCAAGGUGCUCCGCGCCGCCCGGGGGCCCGCGGAGCACGCCCAGCGGAACAGUGAAGGGGAGGGGGGGAAUGAGGGGGACGGCGGUGGCGGGGUGACGCGGGGCGAGCACGAGCGGAGCAAGGACGAUGUUGAGAUAAGUGCGGAGGGAGGUGGCGAGAAGGGGUCCGGUACGGAGGGCCGCGGGGAGGGUGAGGCGGAAGCGACGUUGGGCGGACGGGAUGAGAAGAGUGAGGAGAGCGCGGUAAGAGAAAUCGAGCCGGAGGUCGAUGCCGGCCCGACGCCGUGCGCGGAGGGGCUUGCGGACCCGCCGCCGCUGCACUUGUGCGCCUCCCCGCCGAUGCUGCACGGCAAGGAAGCGGCGGAGGGCCAGGGGAAGUCUCGCGCGAGCAGCUGCGAGACGAGCAGCGCGGGGAGCAGUCGCAGCGGGGGCAGCAUGACGGGGCUGUGCAGCGGAUGCCGCCAGAAGAUGAUACGCGCGAGAGUGGGCGCGGCGGGAAAAAGCAGCAAGCCCAGCACCACCAGCAGCGGCAGCCGCGCGUCUACUGGCGAAAGCAGCCCCAGCCGACGACAGGCGGAGCAAGGCGGAGAGGCAAGCGCGGAGUGGUGCGAGCGGGACAGCGACGCGCAACCGCGGCAUCGGGGGGUGGCGGGCGGGGAGCGCGAGGCGGGGUCGGACGACGAGACGGCGUCGGAGUUCUCGUUCCACUUCCGCGGCGCGCUCUCCGACUCGGGCGAGCUCGCGGGGCUGGGCGGAGGCAAGGACGACGCGUGUGGCGGGCAGCAUGGCGGCUUGCUGGAGGGGUGCUGCAGCAGUGCAGGCGAGGACGCUUGGCAGGGAGACGAGGGGUAUGAGAGGUAUGAGACGAAAACUGGCGGAGGCAGUGAGGGUGGGGAGCAUGGCGUGCAGCAAGGAGGCAGUAGCGCAGCACAGAGCGGUGGCAGCAGUGGUAGUGGGGAGCACGAGGAGGAGGGAGAGAGGCGCAGUGAGGAUUGGGGGGAGAGCAUGGAUAGUGACAUGGACGGGGAGAGGGGGUCGUGGAGCAGCAGGCAGGGCGAGAGCCUGGAUGGCAUGAUCGCCACCCACUCACACCACAGGGAUGACGAUGAUGAUGACGUCACCUCCACGGGCGAUUCAGGCGGGCACGGGGCGAAGGAGGGCGAGAUCAGUGGUGGGCGGGUGGAGGGAUCCGAAGUGGAUGGUGAGGGGGUGGAGAGGUCCCAGGCGGGAGAGCAGUCGGGGGAGGCGACGAGGCUUAUCCCCAGAGGCGGGUCACACGGUGACGGCACAGCUGCUGAUGCACCCCUGGAUGCACCUCCGGUCAGUGGCACGAGCCGGAAUGCAAGCAGGAGCGAGAGUGGGCGGGACAGUGAUGCCGUUGAGGAGGGAGACGAUGAGGGUGGGGCAUGCGAGCUGAGCGAGCAUGCGCAGGGCGGCACUGGCGCCGAGGCGGGGGGCAGCAGGCGCAAGCAGCUGAGCGUGCUGCUGCCCCUCCCUCGCCCCGCGCUGCACCCCCUGUGUGUGUCCCCUGUGGGCGCGUCCAGAAGCCCCUCCAAGCUCAACAAGUGGGUCGUGGGCGGCGUGUGGAAGGGCGUUGCUGCAGCCGGAGCAUCAGCAGGUGGGGCAGGAGCAGGGGAAGGGCAGUGUGUUGCGGUGGGCGAGGAGGUGGAGAAGGAAUUAGAGUGGUGCCGGGCGUCGCUGCAGGCGGUGACUGAAGCCGUGUACGUGCACAUGGCCGCCGUGCUGGAGCACAGCACACGCCCCACGCUCAGCGACGGGUGUAAAGAAGGCAGGGACGACAUGGGAGGGGGUAUGGACGCGCAGAUGGUGGAGGGGGUGGUGGAGCGGUCGCACGGGCAGGUGAGGGAGGCGGAGGUGCUGCUGGGGAAGGCGCAGCGCACGCUGCAGCGACUCGCUGCCGUGCAGGGCAAGGGCCGGGCGCUGUGCCGGCGCAUGAGCAGCAAGCACCGCGUGCUGCUGGAGCUGCAGCGCUGCCUCGUGCAGGCGCGGGGCGGACACGCGGAGCAAGGGGGGUCACCUCUGCGCGUGCCGCCACUCUUCCCGCCCCCAUGCACACCUGCGUCUGCGUCUGCGUCUGCGUCUGCGUCUGCGUCUGCGUCUGCGUCUGCGUCUGCGUCUGCGUCUGCGUCUGCGUCUGCGUCUGCGUCUGCGUCUGCGUCUGCGUCUGCGUCUGCGUCUGCACCUGCAUCAGCAUGUGCAUGA